CUGCUUCGUCCAGCCUCCGGAUCAUCGCCAAUUCCUCACAUUCCAGCCUUCAGGCAGCUCCGUCUGCGGGGACGAAAUACUCAGGCAUUCCGCGCACAUUUCAGCCUUUAAAUACAGAGGACUCCGCCUGAAUUCAUUGCCCAGGCCGCUGUCUUUUAAGAGGUGGAGCUGCUCCCUCCCCCACUGCUCCACACCUUGUGACCCGGCCCUCCAUCAAAGCUGUCCUGUACCCCCACCACCACCACCCUGUCUGCAGAGUGGGUAUCAGCCCCCACUCCAGGGGGCGCCAGUGAGGAGCUGAAUGAAGCUUUGGACAAGCCUCUGGAGAAUGACGCUGAAGGGGUAUGGAGUCCAGACAUCGAGCAGAGCUUCCAGGAGGCGCUGGCCAUCUACCCACCCUGCGGCCGGCGCAAGAUCAUCCUCUCAGACGAGGGCAAGAUGUACGGACGGAACGAGCUAAUAGCACGCUACAUCAAACUGCGAACGGGGAAGACGCGGACGAGGAAACAGGUGUCUAGUCAUAUCCAGGUGCUAGCACGGAGGAAGGCUCGGGAGAUACAGGUGAAACUGAAGGACCAGGCAGCCAAGGACAAGGCCCUCCAGAACAUGGCCACAAUGUCAUCAGCCCAGAUCAUAUCUGCUACUGCCUUUCAGAACAAGAUGGCCCUGCAAGGGCUCUCGCGGCCUGCGUACCCAGCUGCUGGUGCGUUUUGGCAUGGAGCACUUCCAGGUCAGCCUGCACCUACAGAGGACAUCAAGCCAUUUUCACAACAGAACUAUGUGAUGCAAGCCUCAGGCCCUCCCAUCACAGGUUAUGAGAGUGCAUCAGGUUUGUCUAUGUCCCCUAGUGCCCCCCCUUGGCAAGGCCGAAGCAUCGCCAGCUCCAAGCUGCGUAUGUUGGAAUUCUCUGCUUUUCUAGAGCAACCACAAGAUCCUGAAAAUUUCAACAAGCACUUGUUUGUGCACAUCGGUCAGUCAAACCCAACAUACUCCGACCCUUAUUUGGAGGCUGUGGACAUCCGGCAGAUUUACGACAAGUUCCCUGAGAAGAAAGGAGGGCUGAAGGAGCUGUUUGAGAAAGGGCCACCUAAUGCAUUCUUCCUCGUCAAGUUCUGGGCGGACCUGAGCAUGAACCUCCAGGAUGACAGUAGUUUUUUCUAUGGUGUCUCAAGCCAGUAUGAAAGCUCCGAUAACAUGAUCAUCACCUCCUCCACUAAAGUCUGCUCCUUCGGCAAGCAGGUAGUGGAGAAAGUGGAGACGGAGUAUGCGCGGUUCGAGAAUGGACGAUAUGUAUUUAGAAUCCACAGGUCACCUCUGUGCGAAUAUAUGAUCAACUUCAUCCAUAAACUCAAACAUCUUCCAGAGAAAUAUAUGAUGAACAGCGUAUUGGAGAACUUCACUAUACUACAGGUUGUUACUAACAGGGACACUCUGGAGACUUUGUUAUGUGUGGCGUAUGUAUUUGAAGUAUCCACCAGCGAGCACGGCGCCCAGCAUCACAUCUACAGACUAGUCAAAGACUGACAGUGAGGCCCAGCCCAGGCUCCAGCCUGCUUUUACCACUACAACUACUACUACUACUACUACUACUACAGCUAAAAUCACCACCACAGCUCCCCCUACUGACUGCAGUCAUAGCCUCCAGUGGUCCGGUCAGGGACGAUGAGGACACGGGGUGAAUGGCUCCACAGCACUGCUGUCCCGAGGCCCCAGCAGGAGAGGCUUCACUACUGGAACCUUCCGGAAAUCGGAACCACAGCCUGAAUGUUGUAGAAUGUCAGGAAUGUCACUGCCUGAAAGUCAAUCAGGAAUGUCAAUGCCUGGCAGGCGUUUGCGAUCUCUGUCUUUCUUUUGUAUAACGGAACCUAUGAUAGCAGGACAUUUGCAUGAAGAUGUUUUUUUUUUCCUUCCUCCUCUUUAAUCUAAUUUUACUCAAGAGUGUUUGUUAUAGUGUCUUUUUACACAGUUGCAUGGGUAGCGCCAAGACUGGUGGUCACAUGGUGGCCAGAGGUUUAUACGACAACAUUUUCAGACUCCAGGGUGGAGAAAAAAAAGGGUAUUUUACACUGAAACGUAAGUUAUAUUUGUCCCGUUGCUAUAUUAUAUUGAUUUCACUAUAUUUCAGCCAGCUAUAUAAAACAAAACAUCAUAACUCUGUACUGAAAAGAGUGAAUGCAGUUGACAGAUCCAGUGUUUCCCAGCUUCAGCCAAAGUCAUCAGCAAUAGUCCUUCAUAAGCUGAAACAGAUGUUUUAGAGGGGAUGUGCAGGAGCAGCGCUGAAAAACACUGACUUUACACUGUUUGAACCCAAUUUAUUAUGUACUGUUUAUCAUUUCAGCUAUACUUGAGCUAACUUAAAGCCAAAUUCUUCACAUCUGCAUAAGGAGACACAAAGAAAGCCAGAACCAGCCAAUGUGAGUCUGUACAGAGAAAAGUGGGGAAAUAAACAUGGAUCUGUGCGUAUCAGUACUUGAGAAUGGAAUCCUUUGUUUGAUUUUACUCUGUUUAUCAAUGAGGGAGCUGAAUCUGCCAAAUAACAGCUUGAUAAAUGAAAUAAAGUGAGUGUGGCAGCCUUUGAA
Molecule: messenger RNA, 2579 nt
Organism: Pygocentrus nattereri (red-bellied piranha)
Lineage: Eukaryota; Metazoa; Chordata; Actinopteri; Characiformes; Serrasalmidae
Product: transcriptional enhancer factor TEF-3-like
Exons: 12
Coding region: 439-1524 (361 amino acids)
Biological process (GO): embryonic organ development; regulation of transcription by RNA polymerase II; hippo signaling
Cellular component (GO): transcription regulator complex
Molecular function (GO): DNA-binding transcription factor activity, RNA polymerase II-specific; RNA polymerase II cis-regulatory region sequence-specific DNA binding
Source: RefSeq, a predicted model, not a curated record